GCUCUCUCUCUCUCCCAUAGACACACACAAACACACAAACAUGCAUGUACAUGUCACCUCCAGAUACUGACUCCCAGAUCUUGAAUGCCUGAGGUCAUGGUGCCACUUUUUCUGGGCCUUUUUCCUGCCCAGUAAGGAAGGGCCUGGGCUGGUCCUUUGGCUGGCUCCCUCCUCCCAGCCAGAAACAGUUAAUUGCCAGCUCUAGGCUGCCUCCAGCCCAGCCCUAAUCGGCCUCAUCUCAGGCGGUCGAGCUGAGGCCACAGCAGCUCCAGACCAGGCCCCGACUGCGCACAGCAGUGGGGGCGUUCUUCCAAGGUAAUGAUUAAGCUGAGCGCCUGGCAAGCCGGGAAGGUGAGCCCUAUUCACACCUCGGCCAGGCUGAGGUGGCCUGGACUGGUUUGGGAAGGCAGGGCCCCAGGGCACCAGAGCCCGGUAGCCUCAGCCUCCCGCUGCACACGGGCGACCUGGAGCGUCUCAGGCCAGAGUUGCUGCUGCCUACCCCACUGGGACCCUGCCCUCGCGCCCAGCACUAUGAAGCUGCAGGGAUUCUGGGCUGGGCUGGAGUAUACCUGUCGGCUCCUGGGUAUCACCACUGCUGCAGUGUUGAUCGGCGUGGGCACUGAGACCUUCUUCCAGGGACAGUUCAAAAGCCUGGCUUUCUAUCUGCUGUGUCAGCCAGGGUCCUUGGCCUACAGAGCAAAGGAGAAGGCUCACUGGCUGGGCUGCUUCCAGAGGUUUCUGGCCUACAUGCUGCUGUCCGUGGCCUGCUUUCUCCACCCUGUCCUGGUCUGGCAUGUGACCAUCCCAGGCUCUAUGCUCAUCAUCACUGGCCUGGCCUACUUCCUGCUGAGCAAGCGGAAAAAGAGCAAAGCUGCCUCAGAGGUGCUGGCCCCGCCGGAGCUGUACACUGACCCCUCCAGCAGCGCCGUGAGCACCACUGGCUCUGGGGACACCGAGCAAACCUAUACCUUCCACGGGGCCCUCAAAGAGGGGCCUGGCUCCCUCUUCAUCCACAUGAAGAGCAUCCUGAAGGGGACCAGGAGGCCCAAUGCCCUCCAGCACCCAGAGGCCCUGACAGAGCUGACGCUGGAGCCAGCUGACUCGCUGGCCAAGAAGAAGCAGGUACACUUUGAGGACAGCGUGGUCAGAAUCAUUCCAGCCCUGGCUGAAGGCCUGGAGGAUGGGGACAGCGAGCCUGAGGAGACCACCUCUGACACCACCCCCAUCAUCCCUCCCCCCGAGGCCCCACCCUUCCUAUCUUCCCUCUCGGGUGACAGCCUCUUCUGAGUUGCUCAUUCCAGGCUAGGGAUGCUCAGCCAGGGAUCUGCAUAGGUAGCCAGCCCUGCCUGGAAUGUCCUGGUGUUCAGGGCCCUCCGGGGAGCUCAGGGUCUUCACAGGUCAGCUCUUCAAGGGGUGACCAGACACCCCAGAGGCAGCUGGGCUUCUGGGGCCAUGGAGCGGCAGGGCGGUUCCUACAGAGUCCUUGAGGGUGGCACAAGUGGAGCUCAUGCUGCCUUGAGCCCUCAUGGGUUCCUCCCACACAUGGAAAGGAGAAAUCCUCGUGCUUUCCCGGAAAGAGACCAUCACUCCCACUUCAUACAAGGCUGCCUGAGCCCAGAAUCUCCAGAGCUCCUCCUGCUCCUGACACAGGGCGCAGCACUCAGCAAGAACUCAUGGCCCAUCUCAUCUCCAUUGUAACAUUUCAGCUCUGAAGGCCCAAGGAUGCAUGGCAACUCACGCAUCUCAAAGGCAGGUGUUGACGAUGGCCAUAGGCCCCAAACUGGGACCAGGGAGGAGGGCUGGGAGCGAGGAGGAAAGGCAAGGCUGUGAGCCCUCAGAGUGGGAGCAGUGCCCAAGCAGUGGGCCACAUUCUCUGCAUGCUCUGGCACUGGCUCCAGGCAGCAGGAGUCACAGGGCCACUGGGGAAACAAUGCAGCUCUGUGCUCACUGCAAGAAGAGCCAAGCCAGAUGAGUGGUACUCAUUCCAGAAGCAUCGCUGAGAGUUCCCAGCAUCCCUACCACAAGGGCUGUCGAGAUUCCAAGUAGAUGAUGUAAACUAAAGAUACUGAAAGCCAAUAACAGUCUUCAGCUGGGAAUGCCAACAUCCAGGACAAGGCGCCUGCUGUAUGCAGGGACCACAGAGGCGGUGCCAUGGAGAUUCAGACAGCACAGAGAAGUGGUUCUGCCAUGCUGAGGGGAUGGGUAGCAGAAUAGGUGCUAAAUAUAUGUUUGUUCAAAAGGGAAGGGAAGGAAGGAAGGAGGGGAAAGAGGGCAGAUAGAAAAAUGGGCAGAUGACAGGCUAGCUCUGUCACAGGGCCACAGAAGUGACAGCCCAGAAAUAACAAAGAAAGUUGAAUCCGACAUUCUUUAGUUAAAGGAUUUGCAAUAUAGAUUUCUUUAAAAAGUGAGUUUUGGUCCAUGGGAUAGUUGUAAGGCAGAGUAGACAUUUUAUUCUUUAGAGGCAAUCUUAAUGAAUGAGCAAUCUGCAAAACACUGUUACCUUGCUUUCCCGUUCAUGUGUGUGAGCAACUCCGGGGUUCUGAAAAGCCUGUCUUAGACUACAUGCCCAGGGAAAAUCCAGUACUGAGUCUAAAGGUAGGCUGUAUUGUUUUUUAUUUCAGCAUGAGCUUCUGGUAAUUUUGUAUUAUAGUCUCUUAGGAUAGUGAUCUAGACAGUUGGGACCAUCGGAACUGCAGAAGUACACUGACCUCUGCUGGGGCAGGUGCAAGAGCCCAUGCAAUGAAAUGUUUAUCACCUAAUGGAUAUCGAAAGCCUUUGUGAGUCUUGAAUCAAAUUUCUCUUUCAAGAGAAGAUGACAAGUAAAUGGCCAAGGCCAGUGAUGAUUCAUUUGUCCCUAAACAGCUGCUUCUGCCUGAGGCUGCACCUGAUCCCGAGCGGGGGAUGAGGGGCUACGAACCCACUAUCACUUCAGUUUCCAGGAAACUUGGUGAGAUAUUUGCAGGCCCCAAGUCUCAGUUUCCUCUUUCUAAAAUGGAACGAAAUUUUUUUUUUCCUUUUCAACCAACAGUACCAGUAAACUUGGAGAAGAGGUCUCUAGGGGCAAGAGUGUUUUUUUUUUUGUUUUUUUUUUUUUUUUGCUAUUUUUAGGGCUGCACUUGCAAUAUAUGGAAGUUCCCAGGCUAAGGGUCAAAUCAGAGCUGUAGCUGCCGGCCAAUGCCACAGCCACAUCAGAUCCGAGCCACAUCUGCGACCCACGCCACAGCUCACAGUAACACUGGAUCCUUAACCCACUGAUCGAGGCCAGGGAUAAAACCCACAACCUCAUGGUUCCUAGUUGGAUUCAUUUCUGCUGCACCACGACAGGAACUUCGGGGCAAGAUCCAUUUAAUUCAACAACUAUUAACUAUUCAUUAAUUAUCACCUGGUGGGCCAAGCACCAUGGAAGGUGCUGGGCUGACGGGGUGAGUCAGCCUUACUCUCCAUAGAUGGACCAUAUGUGUGGUUCCCAUGAGGCAGAUAUAAGCCUUACAAUGAAAUUGCAAACAAUGUGCCAUGAGAGAUGAAUUCCAAGGGAACUCUAAGAAGGUAGAUUUGUGUUGAGUUUCAAAAGAAAGGCUAGCAUAUUAGCAGGUACCUAAUUGUCUAUCCUGGGACAAGGGGAGCCAUGGAAAAAUCCAUCCAAAUAUGAUGUUUUCCAUACACAACAGAGAAGAUUUUUGUGCAGUAGAAAGGGCACAAAACAGAGUCCCAUCAACGACAAUGACAAUAACAGUAGAUAAAACUGAGCCCUGAGAAGAAGACAGGGGCAUUCAGUGUUUUGCAGCUUCCAUCUCCUCUAAUGCUCACAGCCUUGGAGGCACAGUCUUUUUCAGCACAUGCUACAAAAUGGGAAAUCACAGCGUGCAGAAUGUAGUAACUUGCACAUUGGCACGCAGCUAAAAGGUGGGAGAGCCAGUAUUCAUUCCAGGCUCCAGAGCCAAGAUUCUUAAUGCCACCAGGGGAUCAAAGUCUUAGAUCAGCCACAGACAUCAUCAGCCUGCGGCCUUGACCACACCUCUUCCCCUGGGCCCUUCUUCCCCAGUGCUUUGAACGAGUAGAGUGUUGACCAGAUGACCCUAAGAUCCCUUCCAUCUAAGUCAUCUGAGACUAGUUUUUCUCAGGGGUACAUGGAGAGGAAGAAAGGAAGAGAGAGGGGAGGUAGCUUAGGUGGGAGGAAGCAGACCAGCUCCCCACUGAGGUUUGUGUUUACCUCCUUUUUUACCCUUGUGUUUGCAUGUCCAGGGCCAGUUUCUGCUAUGAGCACCAAACCCUCCCACCCCAACACACAAAGAACCUGACCAGUGCCUGACAGCCAGUGCCAGGGGCCUGGGGCCUUUGGGAUUUUCCCUAGUGGCUCAUGCGCCUGAGCUCAGCAUGGGACUUGUGCCAAGCCUCCCACCUAGCCUACCUCCAGGCCCAGGACAGAAACCCCUACCCCAUGCAGGCAGGAAGUGGUCUCUUUGAUACUUAGGAAGACAACAUCAACACCCAGGCUCCUCUCUGCUUUCCUCCUGGAGGCCCAGGUCUCCUGCUGCACUGCUGCUCGCUGAACUCCAGACCCUGGGGCUUAUAUAAAGGGUUAGCAGAGACCAGCCAACACAACCUCCCAAAGGCUUCUUGCUUCCUUGGGCCCAGAGGCCCCUGGCAGCUAGCGGAGGCCUCUCUGGCCCCAGGCCCUCAUGGGUCCUCUUUAUUUUUCCAUGGGCAUUUUCAGUUCCCAUUUCUCUGGCUUGGGCAGCUCCCUGUGCUCACAGCCAGUCCUCUUUUCUCCAGUCAGGGUCCUCUUCCCAUUACCCAGAGCCUCCUGCAUAGCAUACAUGGGGCUCAACAGAGGAACUUCUCUCCACCCGUUGCCCUGCCCCUCCCCCUUCAGACUCAGCUCACCAAUCGCAAGGCAGUGACUUUGCCCCAUGGAAUGGCUCAGCCUUGUCUUCUGGGACUCUGAAGUUAGAACAGAUAUUGCCAGGCUUCUUCCAGGGGCACCAUUGACCCCUUGCUUUCUAGCAGAGCCUGAAUUUUCACAGCUGAUCUACCUCCCUCCCCCAUCCCCACCUCUAGCCAGCCACGCACUUCACACCCUCAGGUACAGUGGGUUCAACCUCUGCAGCCCACCCAUACCCUCCUUCUGGCCAACAAGAAGUGAAGGGAGAUGGCCCAGCGCCUUCUGGGAAAGGUUUCCUUGCUAUUAAAAUGAGCCUCACUGGAUCUCAGCCUUCCUUUGCUUCCACAGAAUGUGGUCAUGUCUGCUGAGAAAUCUAGGAACCAUUUGCAAAUAUUAGGGGGAACUGAACCAUUGUGUUAAGAUGAGGGCAGAGAGGGAAAGAACCCAAGUCCCCAGCAAUGUCUUUGAGACACUGACUUAACCAACCAUGAAAUUACCCAUUCCUGGGGCUUUUUUUUUUUUUUUUACAGUAUGAGAUAAUAAAAUCCCCUUUGCUUAGUUUUUUUUGUUCCUCACAAAUGAAACAUCCCAUACCAGAGUGUAAGUUACCCACCCCAUUUAUCAGGUUUGCAUAAAGAAAAGGUCAAAUAUCAACCCCAAUUCUCAUUUUACUCAUGGACCAAAUCAGGCCCUCUGUCUGUUUUGGUGAGUAAAGUUUGUGGUUUUUUUUUUAAUUUUUUAUUAUUAUUUUUUUUCUUUUUAUGGCCUCAACCAUGGUAUAUGUAAGUUCCCAGGCUUGGGAUUGAAUCUGAGCCACAGCUAUGACUUAUAGGUGCAGCAACACCAGAUACUUUAAUCCACUGUGCCAGGCUGGGGAUCGAACCCACACCUGUGCAGAGACUCAAGCCGCUGCAGCCAGAUUCUUAACCCACUGCACCACAGCAGGAACUCCAAUAAAUAAAGUUUUAUUGGAAUACAGCCAUGACAUUCAUUUACAGAUGGUCUAUGGCAUUUCCGGCUUGAGUAGUACCAAGAGAGAUGGUAUGGUCUACAAGUAAGAAAAUGUUUACUAUCUGGCCAACUCCUAAUUUAGAUUCAGUAAGUCAAUAGAGAAGCAAAAGUUCCUCCAAAACUGCCACAGAUUUUAUUGGUACAAUAAAACAUGAAAUCCCUGGGAAAGAAGGCCCUCUCACAUCCUGAAAUGUCUUGAAAUGCUGAGUAUCAGGCCACACCUUGCCACAGAGUCUGUCCUAGGAGACAAGUGGGGGUCCAAUUUGUUGGUCAAACUCACUAAUUGUAAUGGUUAAUUUCAUGUGUUAACUUGGCUAAGCUAUGGUGCCCAGCUGUUUGGUCAAACACAGGCCUAGAAUGUCACUGUGAAGGUAUUUUUUAAGAUGUGAUUAAUAUUUAUUAUCAGUAGAUUUCAAGUAAAGCACGUAACCUUCCAUAAUGUGGGUGGCUCUUGUGUAAUCAGUUGGGGGCCAUAAGAGCAAAGACUGAGAUUUCUUAAAGAAGGAGCAAUUCUGCUUCAAGAUUGCAAAACAGAAACCCAGCCUGAGUUUCCAGCCUGCUGGUCUGCAGAUUUAAGACUCAAGCCUACUGCAUUCACUCUUACUUGAAUCUCCAGCCUGCUGGCCUGCCCAAAAUAUUUUGGGCCUAUCGACCACACAAUCACAUGAGCCACUGUCUUUAAAAAAACAAAUAAAGGAGUUCCCGUUGUGGCACAGUGGUUAAUGAACCGACUAGGAACCAUGAGGUUGCGGGUUCGAUCCUUGCCCUUGCUCAGUGGGUUAAUGAUCUGGCGUUGCCAUGAGCUGUGGUGUAGGUUGCAGACGCGGCUCGGAUCCAGCGUUGCUGUGGCUCUGGCAUAGGCCAGUGGCUACAGCUCCGAUUCAACCCUAGCCUGGGAACCUCCAUAUGCCGUGAGAGCGGCCCAAGAAA
Sus scrofa (pig) is the source of this 6823-nucleotide messenger RNA. It is a transcript of the gene TMEM72, whose product is annotated as transmembrane protein 72. The record is from RefSeq and is a predicted model, not a curated record. NCBI's taxonomy places the organism in Eukaryota, Metazoa, Chordata, Mammalia, Artiodactyla, Suidae.